UGGCACAGCAUCGUGGAAGCAUGAGAGGCCUCCAUCUGGUCCUGCUCGCGGUCCUGCUGUGCUCGGACCAUGCCCUGAGCCUACAGUGCUACCUCUGUGCUGCGGCCCAGACCAUCACGCAGUGCUGGGUCAUGACCUGUGGACAGAGACAGAACUUCUGCUUCAAGAGUGACCUGAUACUCUACUCAACAGAUGGACAAAAGAUCUGCAUGCAGCAAGCAGGUUGUGCCACUUCCUGUAAGGAGGUUUCCAAACAGAUGGAGACAAUACUUGGCUCAGGCCCAGAGCCGGGUCUACUGCACAAGAUAUUCCAGAACCUGGGUGAACUGGCCCCCACAUUUGAAUUGCAGAGUCUGUCUUGCUGUGAGAAGAACCUCUGUAAUGGGGUGUCCCGGGCAGGGCACAGCCUCUGGGCCCUCGCUGGGGGGCUCCUGCUCAGCCUGGGGCCAGCCUUGCUCUGGGCCCUGCUGUGAGGACCCG
Molecule: messenger RNA, 480 nt
Organism: Phyllostomus discolor (pale spear-nosed bat)
Lineage: Eukaryota; Metazoa; Chordata; Mammalia; Chiroptera; Phyllostomidae
Product: lymphocyte antigen 6H-like
Exons: 3
Coding region: 21-473 (150 amino acids)
Biological process (GO): acetylcholine receptor signaling pathway
Cellular component (GO): plasma membrane
Molecular function (GO): acetylcholine receptor inhibitor activity; acetylcholine receptor binding
Source: RefSeq, a predicted model, not a curated record